Messenger RNA from Gregarina niphandrodes, 738 nucleotides. RefSeq lists its product as hypothetical. The transcript is spliced from 3 exons. The coding region runs from base 1 to 738 and encodes 245 amino acids. The record is from RefSeq and is a predicted model, not a curated record. Lineage: Eukaryota; Apicomplexa; Conoidasida; Eugregarinorida; Gregarinidae.
AUGUCGGCGAUGUCUCUUUUCCCUUUGACACUCGCGGCGUGGACGUCACUGGCGGUGACGGAGAUGGUCACUGGCGGUGACGGAGAUGGUAAGCUGAAGGUCACUGGCGGUGACGGAGAUGGUAAGGUGAAGGUCAUUGGCGGUGACGGAGGUGGUAAGCUGAAGGUGGCUGGCGGCUUCGACGUAGACGUGCACGCGGACCAAUGGGCAGGCCCCAGCGAGUUGCAGACGCAGAUGAUGGCGGGCAUGUCCUGCAAGGCGCUUGGUGGUUGUCCGCGCUGCCUGGCAGGCCAGGCGUGUACUUGUGGCUUCCUCGACGGUUGCUCUAAAGCUAUGCGGUGUAAGUACCCUUACGGCUUCGCGGACCACAAAGCCCUAACCACUAGCGUCACUUUUCAAGGCACCGACGGCCAAGACAUGCACCAAGUCUACGGCAAAAUGGGCAAGGCCGUGGAAGACAUCUUCACGGACUACGCCACCGCCUCCAACUUCUCACAAAAAUCCACCAAAAUCAGGGGCGAGUGGCCAGAGGUGUUCUCCGUUGUCGGAACCGACGACAAGAACAGAACUCUCACCCAAGACUUCGUCUGCUGCUGCGACUGCGCCCCCCCCGGCUCCAGUCACACACACCCGAACGCACACACUCGCUCAACCGCCUCAAAUAUCGAACCCUGGGCAAUCUCGGCCGUUGGCGCAGGUGCCCUGCUCAUGCAUAAGCACCUCUUUAGUGUGGACUAA